Passer domesticus (house sparrow) is the source of this 8371-nucleotide messenger RNA. RefSeq names its product PITPNM family member 3 (gene PITPNM3). The record is from RefSeq and is a predicted model, not a curated record. The transcript has 20 exons. Lineage: Eukaryota; Metazoa; Chordata; Aves; Passeriformes; Passeridae. Gene Ontology annotation, molecular function: metal ion binding; glycerophospholipase activity. Gene Ontology annotation, cellular component: cytoplasm; COPII-coated ER to Golgi transport vesicle. Bases 755 to 3502 code for a protein of 915 amino acids.
GAGGCGUGUCGUGAGGGCUGCGGGCGAGGCGAGCUCCAGGCGGAGGGUCCUCGCCGGCAGCGGCGGGGCGAGAGCCGCCGCCGAGCCCCUGCCGGGGGCGGGGAGCUGCUCGCACCCCGCGGCCGCUCUCUCCAGGCCGUAUAUGCGCAGCCACCUUCCCGUGCUGGCCCGGCCCGGCCCGGCCCCCGCUCUCGGCGGAGCCGCUCACUGCGCCUUGAGUGACGGCGGCUGCGCCUUUGGCGGCGGGCGGGCGGCACCGGGCGGCGGCGUCUCCCGGCCGCGUCUCUCAGCGCCGCAGGCAAGGGGGCGGCGCGGGGCCUCUGCUGAAAGCCGAUGGGGCGCCGGAGAGCGGGGUGCCGGAGCGCCCAGCAGGCGAGCACCUGACGCGGCUGAGGACGGCUUGGCUGCGAGCGGGCAGCCCUGAAAUGGCGAAAGCUCCCCUGCCAGCUAUAGGUGGAGUAAAUGAAGAACAAAAGGCUGUGACCUAGUGGCAUGUUUUCUCCAGAAUAAUACAGAAGGAUGCAUCCUCUAUUUGAGUUGCUCUUUUACUACUGAGAGAAGAAGAAUGCUUUUGUGGCCAGGGGCUCAGGAUAUUAGAAUCAGGUCUGAUGUCAUCAUUUGCGGAAAUGAAUAAAACGAAGGACACUAUUCUGCUGGCCCACGCCGAUUUGGUGGCACUCAGCGGCACGUGCAGAGUGUUCUCAGAGACUCUGUAGAGAGCUCCGAUGAUGAAUUCUUUGAUGCGCGAGAAGAGAUGGUGGAAGGAAAAAGUGCUAUUCUCAUAGGCAUGAGCCAGUGGAACUCAAAUGACCUUGUUGAGCAGAUAGAAACAAUUGGGAAGCUUGAAGAAAAUCAAGGUGAAUUAUAUAGAACCUCUUUAAGAAAACAAAGGUUCCCUGCACAAGGCAGUAUUGAAAUACAUGAGGACAAUGAGGAAGGAGUUCAACACCAGAACUGCAAAACUCAUGUGUUAAUUUUGAUCCUACAUGGGGGGAACAUAUUAGACACUGGAAGUGGAGACCACAGCAGCAAGCUGGCAGACAUCAACACCUUCAGUUCCGUGUUUGAGAAAGUGACUCGAGCCCAUUUCCCCGCUUCUUUGGGCCACAUCUUAAUGAGACUUGUUCCCUGCCCAGCAAUUUGUUCAGCAGCUUUCUCUCUUGUUUCCAGCCUAAAUCCCUACAGCUAUGAUGAGAGCUGUCUCAGCAGCAGUGAAGACCACAUCCCACUGGCUGCCUUGCCUUUGCUGGCUGUUUCAUCUCCUCAGUACCAGGAUGCCGUUGCCAUGGUGAUCAGUAGAGCCAAUCAAGUUUAUAAUGAGUUUCUCAAAUCUACUGAUGGGGCUGGUUUUAAUGGACAGGUGUGUCUUAUAGGCGACUGCAUUGGAGGAAUUUUGGGGUUUGAUGCCAUCUGCUAUAAUUCUAAUACAGCUUAUGAGAGUCGGAACAGCAGCAGGAGAGGAAGCAUCAGCAGCAUCCAGGAUAAUCCACUCUUAGCAGAGGACUCGGGUCUGGGUGACAGCAAACACCUGAGCAAAAGCAAUAUUGACAUCUCGGGAAUCAUGGAGGACGAGAAGCAAAGGCCACCGCCGCCUCGGAAGGAGAGUGACUCAUCCACUUAUGAGUGUGAUACCAUAACCCAGCAUCAUGCAUUCCUGUCCAGCAUCCACUCAAGUGUGUUGAAAGAUGGUGCAGACCUUCCUCCUGUGGAUUCCAGUCUCUCAGAAGUAAAUCUGGGCCGAUUUGAAUUUGAGGUGUCUGAUUUCUUCCUUUUUGGAUCACCACUUGGGUUGGUGCUGGCCAUGAGGAGCACUGUUCUGCCUGGUCUGGAUGUAUGCCAGGUCCGACCAGCCUGCAGCCAAGUUUACAGCUUCUUUCACUCUGCUGACCCCUCUGCCUGCAGACUUGAGCCACUGUUGGAGAAAAGAUUCCAUCUUCUUCCUCCAUUCAGUGUCCCACGGUACCAGAGAUACCCAUUAGGGGAUGGAAGAUCUCACCAGUUAGGUGAUGCUCUCCACAAUCACAGUGGUCUGUUCCUUGAGAGUAGCUCUUUGAACAUACCGUUCUCUCAGGAGAGUCCUGGAUCUCCAAAUGCAUCUGAUCAGUCACAAGGGAAAGCAAGAAAGUUGAGCUUGGCCAGCACAAACAGUGAAAACUCGGGGUCAACUGAAAGCUUGCCAUCAGCAUGCCUCACCAACAUUACUGCAAAGUGGUGGGGAACAAAACGAAUAGAUUAUGCUUUGUACUGUCCAGAUGUGCUGACAGCCUUUCCAACAGUGGCCCUGCCACAUCUCUUUCAUGCCAGCUACUGGGAAUCAACAGAUGUUGUGGCCUUCAUCUUAAGACAGGUGAUGAGGUAUGAAAAUGUAAAUUUCAAAGAAAAUGACAACCUGGAUCCAGAAACACUAAGUCCAUCCAAUCCACGAGAAAAAUGGCUACGCAAGAGGACACAUGUCAAAUUGAGGAAUGUGACUGCCAAUCACCGAGCUAAUGAUGUCAUUGCAGCAGAAGAUGGUCCUCAGGUACUCGUUGGGCGCUUUAUGUAUGGACCUCUGGACAUGGUGGCUUUAACAGGUGAAAAGGUGGAUAUCUUCAUAAUGACUGAGCCAUCUUCGGGUAGGUGGGUGUAUUUUGACACAGAGAUAUCCAACAGCAGUGGACGAAUAUCCUACAAUAUACCUGAACAGAAGAGACUGAGAGUUGGUGUGUAUCCCAUCAAAAUGGUGGUCAGAGGGGACCAGAGCAGUGCAGCAAGUUACCUGACUGUACUGCCCCGAGGGAUGGAAUGUGUUGUGUUCAGCAUUGAUGGUUCCUUUGCAGCAAGUGUUUCAAUUAUGGGAAGUGACCCCAAAGUCCGAGCGGGGGCCGUUGAUGUUGUCAGGCAUUGGCAGGACCUGGGAUAUCUGAUUAUCUAUAUCACAGGCCGUCCAGAUAUGCAGAAACAGCGUGUAGUUUCGUGGUUGUCCCAACACAAUUUCCCACAAGGGAUGAUCUUCUUCUCAGAUGGACUUGUUCACGACCCACUGCGACAGAAAACCAUUUUUCUCCGGAAUCUCAUGCAAGAGUGCCACAUCAAAAUCUGUGCCGCAUACGGUUCCAUGAAGGAUAUUUCUGUGUACAGUGUCUUGGCUCUGUCACCAUCCCAGAUCUACAUAGUUGGACGAUCCACAAAGAAAUACCAGGCACAGUGCCAAUUCCUCAGUGAAGGUUAUGCAGCCCACUUGGCCUCGCUGGAGUUCAGUCUCCAUUCACGACCCAAAAAGAACAACUCUCGGAUGAUCUUGAGAAAAGGCAGCUUUGGCCUCCACUCACAACCUGAGUUUUUGCGCAAGAGAAACCACCUCCGCAGGACUAUGUCUGUACAGCAACCUGACCCGCCUUCCUUAAACCCCAAGCCAGAGCGUGCUCAGAGCCAGCCUGAAUCUGACAAAGAUCAUGACAGGCAUUUGCCUUCCAUUGCUUGGGUUCGAGGUGGAGUUCACAAAUUUGAAUCUAUUCCCUAGGAGGACUGGGACUGUAGAUCUUGGAUGCACCCCAUAAAACUUUUAGACAUGCCUGAAAGGUAGUAUUUAGGCAGCUCUAAAUUAAGAGAAGUGGACAGGAAUUUGUACCUUGGAGUCUUCCCUGUUCUGAAAUCUGCCUUCUUACACCAACUGGGGCACUUCCAGUCUCUUCCUCUUACCAUGUUUAUUGGGGAAGUUUAAAACAAUCUAAAACUAUCACAAGUUUAUCAUCAUAGCAACAGGUUAUUUUUGGGAACAGAUACAAUAUGUGCAAUAAGAGGAAAAGGUACUGAUUUUACUCAGAAGGAUUGUGGUAUCAGCUAAUUAGCUGCACCCAACACAGCAUCAAGGGUAGGUCCUGUGGGUUACAGAGGAGGUUUAUACUUUAAGCAUUAAGUAGUCUGUUUCCACUUCACCUUUCAAUGAAAGUGAUUAAGGGAGGCAGCAGCGGGAGCUACAAUAACAGGUGGUUAGGACUUCUACAACAAGAUGCUUCCUGGGUGCCUUAAACCCAAGGUUUCCUUUCAGCCUACAGUGUUGGUCAGCAGACUCCAACAUGGGCACUCGUGUUUGUGUGAGGCACUGGACAAAUAAAUGCGAGAACUUCACUUGUGAACCAAACAUAAAAACUUCGUGUUAAAAUAAAUGUGUCAGCCACAGUUUGAACACAGUUAGUGUUGUUGUAACCAAAGUAGUGUGCAGCUGUACAAAGAUCACAUUGUUUGUGGAACUUGAUGACUGUGCAAAAAUGUGUGGACUACUCCAAAGAAGAUGGCUCUGAUGAUCUCAGUCAGAGAGUCAGAUCCUAAGAGGGCAAGCUGAAAGGAACUGUUUUACUAAGGGAUCUGCAACCUUCAGAGCAAUUGCUUUUUAAAUUAUUUGAACUAGAAUAUUUACACUGGAGGGAAAAAAGAAGUAAUUAAAUAAAUUGAUAAAUUGUUUACCUUCUCAUGCUUCACAGCAACUGCUGCAUUAAGACAAUCUGUAGCAUUCAGAAUUAUAGCAUUUGAGCUUCAAAGAGUGGACAUGCAAAAAUACAGGUGCCACAGACAUUUCUCUACUGAUUUAAAUUUCUCUCUGAUCUCUCAAUGGACUUACUAGAAGUAAAAUGUGUGAUGUUUUACCUAAGUAGUAAUAUUUCUAGAACAUUAUAGUUACUUUAACAUAGUAGCAGUUUGCAGAUUCUUCAUGCAGAUACUUCCAUGGAAAUUCAUCAAGAGAAUUUUAAUGACUGAACUGAUGCAUGUUUUAAAACCUGCAAUGAAGUUACAAGUGCACAUAAAACCCCUUUUUGUUUAGAGUUAAAAACACACUAUUGACACUGAGAAAGCUUGAAAUCAAAAGAACAUUCCUUUUUCAGGUUUGUUUGUUUUUUUUUAUUUCAGGGAAUUGGGGUGAAGAGGGUGUUAUACCUCUCCAUCCCCCUUUCAGGUUUUGCUAGACCAGACAGUCUCUCACCAAGUUGGUUAAUGAUUUUGAAAGUUAACACGUAAAACAGCAAAUGCAAUGGAAAACUUUUAAGACAGUGCAGAAGUAAAGUCUGUACUUUCUGUUAACCAUGAAGUUUCAGUGGGCUUUUGGAAGGACGUAGAAGUGUAGCUUUUGCCUUAAAAGGCAGCAAAAUAGGUUAUAACUGGAGAUGUUUGAUUUAUAUUUUCAGACAUUACUUGGCAAGAUAGUCAGCUACCUAUUUCAAACUUCCUGAAGUAUCUCUGCCACAUCAGUAGUAGGUUGUUCUGGUUUUUGGGUUUUUUUUUUUUCCCCCUAAUGCUUUCUUUAAGGGAAGGGGUAAUCUCUGCUGAAGAUUAAGGAAAGAUGUAAAACGUCUGGUAGCAAACACUCUUUGGGAGCAGGUAAAUACGUUCCAAGGGGCUAGGGUUUUGUGCUCUGUUGCUACAAAAGCUAAAUGAAAGAUAGCUUUCAAACUACAUUGAAAGACUCUUAACAUUUAGAAAUGCUUUCCCAGUAGUGUCAUAGUUCUUGAAUCCAUGAAGUUGGAGGUAUUCCAUGUUCUGUCUCAGCCCACUGCAUGGAUUAAUUCUAGUCACAUGGUCCAUUUCUUCUGUGCUUUGCACCAUGAUGAGUUUGCACAGGUACACCAGCCUCCAUCUCCUUCUAGUGAAUUUACUGUUAACACACUCCUGCUUGUUAAUUUUAAUAGGCAUGGGAAUCCUUGUGAGAGAGUAACUUCCUAGGAAAAUUUUAAGUUUGAUGAGGGGUCUAAAAUAUUGACAGAUCAAAAAGUUUUUUAGUCAUUGGAUUUUGUUUAGCAUGUCUCCUGACUGUAAUCACUAUUCCUGUUCAAAGCUACUGUUGUUUUAGCCAUCUACCUCUAUCACCCAAGAGACUUGAAAACCGAUUUUUUUGUUUUCAUUUGCUGUGGUAGAAAGGUCUACUUCCUAUCAAAAGAGGGAUGUGUGUGUAAUUCUGUGACUGUAGUGAAGGAAAUAGUGUCUGAGUACAAGAUUAGAAAAAUCUCCUAGGUUAUAAAGGGCUGUCUUUUACUCUUGGGAGACAUAAAGUCAUUUUACAGGGUUUCAUGUCAUGAAGACUCCGAUUUUGUGGAUCUCUGUUAAUAGCUGGGUCACCUUUACAGUAGUCACUGUGCUGGCUUCCCUUAAGAAUAUUAGGAGCUAAUAGCAGUAAAACAAGUGUGUGUGUGUGUGUGUGUGUGUGUAUGAUUUAGUGUGGUAACAAUUUCAAAAUUUCUACACAUGGUAUUAAAAUCAAGCUGAAAAUAUUCUCCUUAACUUUGUUUUCAUACAAUGUAUGAGAGCUUAUAUGGCAUUUACAUAAUUCCAGCACUGCUCAUUGCUCGUGGUUGGAAUGGUUUAUCUUGUGUCCCACACUCCAGCUGUGCACUUUGGCAAAAUAGUGACACAGCCUUUUUAGUUACACACUUUGUCCACAUGAAACUGCAUCCAGUCAUUCACAGGCGUUCGGCUUGCAACUGGAUUUCAGUUCUGUUUGUGUUUUCAUGAAAGAUCAGUCCCCUAGGAAGCCAUUCGCUGAGGGUAAGUUUGAUUCUGCAGUCAUCUUAUUCUUGAUUGCAAGUCCUCAUUGCUGCAGUUUCGUGCAGUCAGCACUUAAACUGUAUGGACUAUGAAAGUGUUUUAGCAUACACAGAAGGGAAAGGGACAGAGAAGUCAGGUGGGUAUGCCCACAGAACAUACAUUAGACUCAGUUGUUUCAGCACCAUCAGUUGUUUAGUGCCUCCAGUGUGUAACAGAAAAGCACAUUCUUUUAACAUGCUGAAUGGAUGAAGCAUAAAUGAAAUUGUAAAAUGCAAAACUGUUAGUCCAGUGGGUGCUAAGGGUACAGGACAAGUAUGCCACAGUUGGAAGCAUUUACUUCUUUGUCCUGUUGAUAUGGAUCCAUUUUAAAUUACUGUAAAAAAUGGCUGUGAUUAAUAGCAGUGGUAGAGUUAUUUGAGAUAUUGUGAAAACACACCUUCACAACUGUGGUGUUUUGGUUUUGUCUGUGUGUAUGUGUGUAUAGCUACUGGAAGACACUUAAGUUUUGGUUCUGCUUUCACAGCAGAUUUGUAACCAGUACACAUUAAAAAAAAAAAAAAGAACAAAACCAACUCAAACACAGCAACAGUGGCUGUCUGUUCAAUUUUGUUGUCUAGCUAGGUAGGUUUGGGACAAGAUAUCAUUGUAUAGAUUGCAGAACUGAAUAGUGAUGUUAAUCCAAAUCUGCUUAUUUUGAAUAACAUUUUUAUUUGAAUACACUAGUGCUCUUGGUAUAGAUUUUUGCUUGACCAAAGUAUUCCUGUUUAGUUUUGUGGCAUGGUUCGUAUCUAUUCAGCAUAAAAUUCUGUUAGGUGUAAAAAUGACAAAGUACUGGUAAUUCUUACUCAUUGGGGUUCAUGAGAGCUGUCAUUUUUAUUUGUUUACAUUAAACUAGUCUUAAUUUAUUCUGAUCAUUUCACUUUUUCCUCUAGUACCUAGGGAGCUCACUUCCAAACAGCUAAAACUGGUUAUGUAGAAGUGGAACUAUCAGUAAACUAGAGGAAAAAAAAUUACACACCCUGGUCUAUGCAGGACAAUGACAUUUUUUUCAGAAUCCCCAGUAUUCUGCAAAAUAGUCUUUGUUUUCCCUUACUAGUGAACACGUUGUCCUGUUUAUACAUUGCAGACUUUCUUUAGCCAGGACACUACUAAUGCGUGUAUUUAACAAAUCCUCAAUACUUGGAUCUAUAGUGUCAUCAUGUCCUUCAUGGAAUAAAUUUAGAAAGGGAAUUUUUUUUCCCUUCUUUCUAUACCAUUUCUGUCUUAAAUUUGCUAAAAGCUUUUUUUUAAUAAGCAUUUAAAACAAAACCUGAAACCAAUAGGUAUUUUAAAUUUUAAAAUUUGUAGGCCCAACAGUUGUUACAAGUAGGAUUUUCCCCAGUUUGUUUUUUCCCUCUUGCCAUCUAGGCUGCAAAAAGGUGAGUACAUCGUCAUAUAACUAGAUGAUUGGAGCAUGGAUAUCUUUUUAGUAAACUCAUUAGCCUGAUAAUGGAGAGAUGAGGAUUAUACACCACAAUUUCAUGAUUUUUCUGAUUAGAGAUUGAUGUGUGGCAUCUGAACUCAAGAUCUCUGCAGUGAAUUGUUCAUGUCAGGCAUACAGUGGGAGAGAGUGGGAUUUUCAUCCUCAUCUGGAGCUGGUACAGGAUAGAAUUCCUACACACACAAAACCUUCCAGCCUAUCUUCUCAGCUUCUCUAGGAGCACUGAUUCCUCCUGGUCUGUGUUCCAAGCUUAAGCAGAAAUUGUAGGUUUGUCAAGGUAAUUGAGACGUCCAUUAUGUUUAGUCACUCAAGGUAACUCUACAUUCCUAUAGAUGAGCCUGAAUUCAGACACACACCCCCCACCCCACCCCCCCC